CUCCAGCCAUUCUGGUCUCGAAUCGCGCGUCGCGUGUCCCCGCAUCCAACGUCCAGCGAAAAGAAAGCACAGGACAUCCAGCAGAACCAGCUUGGCGAUCGCAAUGCUCUGCUCCGCUAGUGUAAACUGACUUCGUUUACUUGAUCCCGGGAAGUCUGUUGGAUGCAGAUGCUAAUGCUGCUGCUGCAGCAUACAGUCUCCCCGCUCUCAGCGUCAUCGCGACUGACACUGUGAAAAAACGAUGGCGAGCAAGCCUCCAUCGCAGUCCAAUCCUUCUAACGUCACCGUGCCACCGUCGCCCCGAACUGCGCGGACGCUGCGGAAGUUCCAGUCGCACCAGACGUUGUACUCGAGCUACUCGUCGAUCAGCGGUCAGCAGCAGCCUUCGAAUGACUCGAGUCCCUCGCGGGCUUCUGGGCUCGAUUCUCCCUUCGAUGCGCGAGCCCAGUCGCCAACAACUACUCGGCCACGGAGACGAACGAGAUCGAACAGUGAUGCCAGUGUGACGGGUUCGGCGAUCGUUCAUCAGACCCCUAAACGACCCGCGAGGAAGACGGGGUCAGGGAUAGGGCUGAAAAGAUCGAGUCUCGAGAAUUUGCUGAGGGAUGGACCGCCAAACGGGGAUGUUACUGGAGGUUUGAAGGAAUUGCGAUAUCUUGUUCUGUCUUCGAGGGUGGAUGCAGACAGUGAUGGCAUGUCCCCCUAUAGAAUAUAUCUCUGGCUUGCACUUCUUGAUGUUCCCGCCCUGCCCACAGACGAAUACCUCUCGUUAGUCCACAGAGGGCGUUCACCCGCCUAUACAAAGAUCCGUAAUGAUACUUUCCGUACCCUCGCAACGGACCCUCUAUUCAAACGUCGGGUUACAGAAGCAAGUUUGAUUCGGUUGCUGAAUGCUGUCGCAUGGAAGCUUCACGAUGCCAAAACUGGGACUACGGGAUCGCGGCCUGGUUCACGGAGACGUGAACUUGAACUUGCCAUUGAUACCCCUCCAGUCAUAGCUGAAGAACCAUCUGGAGAUAUACCCGAAGUGAGCUUUGGUCCACCUAUCAACUUCUCGGAGACAGCCGUCUACGUCCAAGGCAUGAAUGUCCUCUGUGCGCCCUUCCUCUAUGCUGCUCGCAGCGAAGUCGAAGCUUUCGCACUUUUCCAUUACUUCAUCACAAAGGAAUGUCCAAGUUACAUCCGAGGGGCUAUGGAUGGAGUCCAUAGGGGUCUGAAGCUCGUGGAUCGAUGUCUUGAACUCGUCGAACCGAAACUCGCCAAUUAUCUUUUCUCUAAGGGAAUGUACGCCGAACUUUAUGCAUUUCCCUCGGUGCUCACGCUCUGCGCCUGCACUCCGCCGCUACCAGAGGUCCUACAUCUGUGGGACUUUUUGUUUGCAUAUGGGCCGCAUCUCAAUAUUCUAUGCAUUGUGGCUCAGCUAAUCAGAAUGCGCGAUACUAUUCUCAAGAGUCCAAGCCCGAAUAAGGUCCUCCGUUCAUUUCUCCCUCUAAACGCUAAGGAGAUCAUCGCCCUCACGGUCCUCCUCGUCCGCGAUAUUCCUGACGAUCUCUACCAGGAAAUGGUAGACCACGCCAAAUAGACUUUCAUUCGAGAGCACGCUUAGUCGCUUCUUUUCCGGCUUUCCGCCUCUAAACUUCAUUUCGAUUCGUCCGUGUUUUGUGAUAUCUUGAAGUUUAACCCUUUUUUUCUCUAUUUCCCUGGUAGCCUCCUCGAGGCUCAAAACGUUAUUUUAUUUCUGGAUUUGUGUGAUUAUAUCGGGCAUUCUGUUUCUUUUCCCACCAUGUGUCAUUGAGCAUUGGACUUUGGGGGUCUCUGCUGGUUGGAGCUAGUCUGGGAUGAGCGAUUUCUCGCAUGUACCUGUAUUUAUAGCCUGUUUCCUUAGAAAUGAUAAUGACCAUUUAAUGCAAGAAUAGAACGCUUCUUGGGAGAGACACAGGUA
Messenger RNA from Paecilomyces variotii, 1942 nucleotides. RefSeq names its product putative mitotic check point protein. The coding region runs from base 242 to 1582 and encodes 446 amino acids. Gene Ontology annotation, cellular component: mitotic spindle pole body. The transcript has 3 exons. Gene Ontology annotation, molecular function: GTPase activator activity. NCBI's taxonomy places the organism in Eukaryota, Fungi, Ascomycota, Eurotiomycetes, Eurotiales, Thermoascaceae. Gene Ontology annotation, biological process: activation of GTPase activity; negative regulation of septation initiation signaling. The record is from RefSeq and is a predicted model, not a curated record.